Acanthamoeba castellanii str. Neff is the source of this 1326-nucleotide messenger RNA. RefSeq names its product glutathione synthetase. Lineage: Eukaryota; Discosea; Longamoebia; Acanthamoebidae. The coding region runs from base 1 to 1326 and encodes 441 amino acids. Gene Ontology annotation, cellular component: cytosol. The transcript is spliced from 13 exons. The record is from RefSeq and is a predicted model, not a curated record. Gene Ontology annotation, biological process: glutathione biosynthetic process. Gene Ontology annotation, molecular function: glutathione synthase activity; glutathione binding; ATP binding.
AUGGAAGACGUGGCGAAGGCACCCAAGAUUGAUGCGAAGCUGCUUGCUGAGGUGGUGGAGGAAAGUCACGCGUGGGCUGUAGCGCACGGCCUCGUCAUGGGCCUUCCUGGCGGAAAUGCUGGCGAGGUGGUAGUGGCGCUCGCCCGCGACUUCAACGUCCUCGUGCACAGGGCCAGCAACGACCACGCCUUCAUCUGCUCCUCCCUCGAGAGUGCUGCGCGUGCGGACAGCUUCACUGCGAGCCUGCUGGCCAUCUACAAGAAGGUCUAUGCCGACGGCAAGAGACAGGCGAUCGAGCUGGGGCUGCACAGGUCGGACUACAUGAUGCACCAACAGCCCGAGGGUCCGCCCAUCCCGCUUCAGGUGGAGCUCAACACCAUCUCCUCCGCCUUUGCCUGCCUCUCCAGCAACGUGGCCCAAAUGCACCGGCACGCCAGCCACUUCGAGGUGAGCGAUUCGACCCUGCCUCCCAACAAGUCGGGCUAUGCGCUUGCGGACGGAAUGGCCAAAGCCUGGGAGCUCUACGGAGACAAAAAUGCCGUCGUGGUCAUGAUGGUGCAGCCGGGAGAGAAGAACUCGACCGAUCAGCGAUGGCUCGAAUACACGCUGUGGGACAGGCACCAGAUCCGCAUGAUCCGGCGGUCCCUGAAGGACCUCCACAAUCGGGGCGAUGGCAUGACGGUGGCCGUCACGUACUUCAGGGCGGGCUACACGCCCAACGACUACCCGACCCAAGACGAGUGGCAAGCCCGCGAACUCAUCGAGCGGUCCAACACUGUUCAGUGUCCUUCGCUCGCCUACCACCUGGUGGGUGCCAAGAAGAUUCAGCAGGUGCUGAGCAAGGACGGCGUGGUCGAGCGAUUCUUUCCCGAUGACGCCGAGAGAGUGGCACGGUUGCGCAAGUGCUUUGCUGGACUAUACAGCCUCGAUGAGGGCGAGAGCGAGGAGGCGAUCAAGGACGCUCUGACUAACCCCGAUGACUACGUCAUGAAGCCGCAGCGCGAGGGCGGCGGCAACAACCUCUACGGCGAGAAACUGAAGCAUGCCCUGACCACCAUGAGCGCACAGGAACGGGCGGCCCAUAUUUUGAUGCAGCGCAUCAAGCCGCAGCCCUAUGAGGCCUACGUGUACCGCAGGGGGGAGUCUUCCCUGGUGCAGGCCAUCUGCGAGCUGGGCGUCUUUUCUGUUUAUGUCAGCAAGGGCGACGAGGAAUUCAUCAACGAGGAUGGCGGCCACCUCUUGCGAACCAAGACGGCCUCGUCCGACGAAGGCGGCGUGGCUGCCGGGUUUGCCGUACUCGACUCUCCGUACCUCUCGGCGUGGUGA